CAGAGACCCGUUUGGGUUCAAUUCAACCAACAAUCAAUCGCCAGAUUUACCGGCCGGCGAUUUACUUUUCUCUUCUCAGCGAUAAAGAUGGGGUUGGGAUUCGCCGUCGGUGUUCUCGGAGUUCUGAUCCUCUCACACGCGGCCUACUCCACUAUCCAGUAUAGGACUUUGCUCAAGAUCACGGAUGAUCAAUUCACCGGACCCCCAAUCAACGUAGUUGUGGAGUUGAUUGCAGGAAUGGUUUUUUGCAUGUGGGCAGCUUUAACUGUGCCCGGAAAAUUCCUGUCGAUUCUCCCCCAUUCAGAUGAGAACAGGGUGGUGAGCUUACCUGCAAAUCUAGAUUUCAUGAUCUUUAAUCAUCGUGGAAAAGCAUUUCCUUUGGAAACAGAUCUGAAGCUUAAAUAAUUGCAGCACCGUUUCAGUUGACUAGUCAGAUGUCGGUUGAAAAGAAAUCGUAACUAGUUGUGCCAUGCCUAUUCAACUUAGUUAGCUACAAGGACAAACUCAGUUGUUUUUACUUCCUUGCACUAUUCGUGUUUACUGGCCUGUGAUAUUCGUUCGUGUAUAACUACUUUUCGUUAAUUGACAAUUAGAGUGCAUACAGUCUCCCUUAUAAAAGAAAAACUGUACACGAAAGAGGAAAUACUAUGCGUUUUGUUUUUUUACGAGCAAUUUAUUAAGUUGA
Molecule: messenger RNA, 685 nt
Organism: Erythranthe guttata (spotted monkey flower)
Lineage: Eukaryota; Viridiplantae; Streptophyta; Magnoliopsida; Lamiales; Phrymaceae
Product: membrane magnesium transporter-like protein
Cellular component (GO): EMC complex; Golgi apparatus; early endosome
Source: RefSeq, a predicted model, not a curated record